This is a messenger RNA of Eurytemora carolleeae, 1538 nucleotides long. Its product is annotated as plasma kallikrein. The transcript has 3 exons. Gene Ontology annotation, molecular function: serine-type endopeptidase activity. The record is from RefSeq and is a predicted model, not a curated record. The coding region runs from base 41 to 1465 and encodes 474 amino acids. Lineage: Eukaryota; Metazoa; Arthropoda; Copepoda; Calanoida; Temoridae. Gene Ontology annotation, biological process: proteolysis.
AGUAAAGCUGGAACCUGAGUAAAAAUUAACGUUUUUAACAAUGAAAAUUUACUUCUUGUUCCUCGCUGUCUUGAAAGUUAAUUCUCAAGUAGAAUUUGAAGAAAAUACAACAGAAGAAACUGGAGAUGUUGGAUUAAGACUCGGACUAUUAGCUCAGACCUUGGGCGUAUCUCCAGUUGGUUCUUCAGGUCAACAGCAGUCACAGCAAUCAUCAUCUUUUACAGGAAAUUCUAAUAACAAUCAAGCUAAUCAACAACAGUCGUCUUCCUUUACGAAUCAAAGUCCGAGUGGAAGAGUUCCCUCCGGAGGCGAGUUCGGAGCUCAGCAGUGCUGUUGUGUUCCAACUUCUGAACAAUGUGGAGAUCCAUUCGGUAGAGAUGAUGAUCUUGUUGGUCUUGGACUUAUUGAUCAAAGAUUAAAACCACAAGCUUCAGAUAUUGGUAUCAGAAUUUCAAAUAUUCCUUCCCAAAGCCAAAAAAGUACUUCAUGUCCAGUGGGACAAAAGACCUGUUGUUAUGACGCUCAAAUAGAUUUCUCAGUAUUUGGUAAAACUUGUCUCUCCCCUGAACAAGCAAAUAGUGCUGUCAAUGGAUUAUGGAGACAAGCCUGCAGUGAAAGAGUAUCAGCAGGACCCAAGCAAUGUGGAACCAGGCAGUUUAGCCCUUCGAUAACUCAGAAGUUUGGAGAGGCAAGUCCUGGAGAGUUUCCUUGGACCUGUCUCCUUCUGAAUCAAAAUAAUGAUUUUGUUGGAACAUGUGCUAUAAUUCCUAAUGAUGGAAGCAAUGACAAUGGUCGAGGAACUAGAAAAGUUUUAACAGCUGCACACAAACUCAAGAAGAUUGGACAAACUGAUUUACUGAAAGUUCGAGUUGGAGAGUUUGAUGCCUCUGGAUUUAAUCCUCCAGAAACUAUCCAGCAUCAAGAAUAUACUGUGGUUAGAAUACUGAAACAUCCACAGUUUAAUGAGAAGCGAUUAAAUGACAACAUUGCAAUCCUAACCGUAGACAGAAACAUUGAUAUCUCAUCUUCCACUGCAAAUACUGUUUGCCUGCCAAGCUGUGAUGAUCAGUUCAACUUUAGGUUUAAUAAUGGAACUGGUACAAGGUGUUGGGUUGCAGGUUGGGGGAAAGAAUCUCUAACUGGAAACUUCCAGGUAAUCCAGAGGAAGGUGGACCUUCCUAUCGUAGAAAGGAAUACAUGUGAGGGAAAACUGAAGGCUGCAAUGAAUCAGAGAAGACAGGGGUUGGGAAAUUCCUUCAGCUUGAGUCCUAGUGAGAUCUGUGCCGGGGGAGAGAUCGGUAAGGACGCAUGUACUGGAGAUGGUGGUUCUCCUCUUGUAUGCCAGGCACAGUCUGGAAGAUGGACUGUAGUCGGAGUGGUCACAUGGGGAGUAGGAUGUGCAUCUGAUGUUCCUGGAGUUUAUGCUCGUAUUUCAUAUUUCAUGGAUUGGAUUAAUGCUAACUAAAUUAUAAUAUAUAAGAAUGAAAUAAAUACAGUUAACAGAAUAAGUAACAAUUGUUUAUUUUUUCUUUCUUUUA